This is a messenger RNA of Pieris macdunnoughi, 1992 nucleotides long. NCBI's taxonomy places the organism in Eukaryota, Metazoa, Arthropoda, Insecta, Lepidoptera, Pieridae. The record is from the annotation of a GenBank genome assembly.
AUGUUUUGGAUUUAUUUGUGUUGUUUAAUAUUUGCUACUUCAGCACGGAUUUACGACAAGGGAAUCCUAAACUCAUGCAGUAUUGGAGAGUUCUCGUGCAGUGAUGGAGCGUGUAUAACCUAUGAUCAGGCUUGUGACGGGAAAUGGGACUGUCUGGAUGGCAGCGACGAAAUCGCCUGUAAUGGAUUAUCACCUGACUUCAAUGCUGACGAUUUAAUUUUACAUCGCACUCGGAGACAGUCGACAUCAUGUAGACGGAAUCAAUGGCAGUGUCGUGACGGGAGCUGUAUAGGCCUGGAUGGCAAGUGUGAUGGUGUCACCGACUGUCCAGAUGGAAGCGACGAGACCUUCCCACUGUGUAGGAAUACUCCAUGUCAGAGCAACUGGUUCCGUUGCACGUACGGCGCGUGCGUGGACGGCACAGCUCCGUGUAACGGAGUCAAGGAAUGCGCAGACGACUCCGACGAACUGCUGCCACGGUGCCGGAAUGAGACUGAAGAGAUUCGAGGCCAAUUCCGUUGCGACGACGGGCAGCUGAUACCCGCGGCUGAUCACUGCGACGGCACGGCCAACUGCAACGACGGCUCGGACGAGACCGUGCGCAGCUGUGCGGGUAACAAAUGCCCCGGGUACGCUUUUCAAUGCGCGUACGGCGCUUGUGUCGAUGAGGGAUCGAAUUGUGACGGGGUACAGCAGUGUGCGGACGGAUCUGACGAAUCGGAUGAAUUGUGCAAUAGAAUCGCCGCUCCCACUACGAGACCUCCAAUGGGUACCGGAAAUUGCAUAGUCCCGCCUUCCCCCCCUAACGGGGUAUACUCAGUGGUGGGGCAGCCUUCGGCUCGUCCAGGCCAACGGUUCAAAGCUCUCAACCUGAACGUUACCUGCAAUUGGGGCUUCCGGGUCAAAGGGAAGAGCACCGUGCUGUGCUUCGACGGCUCGUGGGCUGAUGACCUCCCGGAGUGUAUUCAGUUUUGCCGUCUCAACCCCCACGAGAGCGUGGAAUAUCGCUGCGUAUUAUCUGGAGAGCAGGAGGGCACGAAGCCCUGCACCCUAUACGAACCCUCGGGCACCGUCGUACGUCCCGAAUGCCGGAAACCAAACUACUAUUCGCCCUCCGUCUUGCCCCUCAUGCGGUGCAUCGAAGGAAGCUGGGACACCAUCGUCCUCUGCCAACCAGAGUGUGGUACGGCAACUCCUACUGGGGUGGAAUUGGCGAUUGGUGGUUUGCCGGCUGAACGCGGUGAGCUGCCGUGGCAUGCAGGCAUUUUCAGCAAACACUACACUCCAUACAAGCAGAUUUGCGGUGGCUCCCUGGUUAGCACCACCGUUAUUAUUUCUGCUGCUCACUGUUUCUGGGACGACCUGUCAAAGAAGCAGCCAGCCAAUAAAUACGCCGUCGCAGUUGGAAAGCUGUAUCGGCCAUGGAAUGAUAAAAUGGAUAAAGACGCCCAGAAAUCGGAUGUCCGAUCGAUAGAAAUUCCGGUCCGCUUCCAAGGCUCGGCUGCCAAUUUCCAAGAAGACAUUGCCGUGGUGAUACUGACCGUAGCCAUUCAGUAUAAGACCUACGUGAGACCUGUCUGCCUAAGUUUUGACUAUAAUUUCGAUAAGCGGCAGCUCAGUGACGGGAAACUUGGAAAGAUCGCUGGCUGGGGACUCACAGGUGAAAACGGCAAGCCAUCUCCAACCCUCCAGGUGGUACAGUUGCCUUACGUGGAUUUGAAUAGGUGCAUCGCUGCAUCUCCGCCUGGAUUUAGAGAGUAUAUCAGCAGUGACAAAUUCUGCGCCGGGUAUACUAAUGGAACUACUCUCUGCAAGGGAGACAGUGGCGGUGGACUGGCCUUCCCCGACUGGGAAAUGGGAGUUGAACGGUUUUAUCUCAGAGGGAUUGUAUCAACUGCGCCGACUAACGAAGACCUCUGUAACGCACGCACUUACGUCACAUUCACACAGAUUAUCAAACACGAACAUUUUAUUAAGGAGUUUUUACAAUAA